AUGUCUUCUCGAUACUCUGCAGCGCGGCCCAAGCGAGCGGGCGAGAACUUUGCUCGAACGCACUAUAACAACGAGGAGGACACGAAGCGAGUCAAGUUUGAUGUGCGCAAUCCGUCCAUCUUGGCUCCAGAUGCGCGAGAAGACGAUGCGGUCCUCGACGCCGACGUCAUAGGCGGCAGCGGUGCCACGAAACGAGGUGCUGUGAACCUCGACGGCUACGACAGUGAUUCAGACAAUGAGAAUUUCAACGCGCGAGCAGGCAGCCGCAAGAAGGGAACUGUCAAUAUCCUAGAGCAGCUAGACAACUACGAUGCCAAAGGAGGCAGCAACAAGGAACCGUCAGGCGGACCUAUCAACGAAGAUGACGACGAUGACGACAUGUUCGCGGCCGAAAACGACGACGAGCCAGGAAAAGAAGAAGCGAAUGGAGAGGAUGAACACUUUGAAAAGUCUGGUAGGAAGAAGAAGGACGUCAAGUUUCUCGAUAACGCCCAGAUUGAAGGCCAAGUCCCAAUGAGCAAAAGUGGCGGCACCAUCCGCCUGGACGAGCGGGAAAGCAGCGACGACGAAGACGAUCUGGAGCUUGCGAUCCAGGAAGAGGGAGUGGACGAAGAGGUAGGAGCGGGCGGCCUAAAACGCAACGCACCAAAAGUGGAAGCUUUCAACCUCAGAGAGGAAAUGGAGGAGGGCCGCUUUGAUCAAGAUGGCAACUACGUUCGAAAGGCUAACGAUCCAGAUGCUAUGCAUGAUAGUUGGCUCGAAGGCUUUAGCAAAAAGGAGAUGAAGAAGGCGGCAGCAGCGCAUGAGAAGCGCGAGGCAGAAGCUCGAGAGAGACGCAUCCAGGAAGAUGAAGUCUUGGUCUCAGAGCUGCUAGCAGCGUUGAUCCGGAGGCUAGAGAAAACAGAAACACCCUUGGAAGCUCUAGCACGGCUGGGAAAAGACAAGACAAAGACCAAAAAGAUCCCCAAGUGGAAACUCAAGAAGAUGAACAAGGGCGCAGAAGCUAUGGAAACAGAUCAAGAAGCGGCAGUCGAUCCAAAACAAGCCGAGGUUAGGCAAGCCAUCGACGCCAUUACGGAUGCGGCUGAUAAACUACUGAGCCGCGGACACGAGGAGAUCUACGAUGAAGAGAGAGAGCUGUUGGUUCGUGAAUAUCGACGGGAGACUGGAGAAGAUUGGGUCGAGGCCAAAGUGGAAGAUCAGCCGCCUGUUACCGCCGACGACGACGACGUAUCUGCUCCAGCUAGCGGCACCAAGUGGGAGUUUAGAUGGACGGACGGGCGUGACAAUGCUGCAAAGCAAGGUCCUUUUGACGGCCCCACGAUGAAAGCUUGGCAGGAUGCUGGAUACUUUGGCCAAGGCGUGGAGUUCCGAGCUAUUGGCGGAGCUGGAGACGAAGGUGCGUGGACAGCAUCGGCUGAUUUUUCAUGA
Messenger RNA from Trichoderma harzianum CBS 226.95, 1431 nucleotides. RefSeq lists its product as hypothetical. The coding region runs from base 1 to 1431 and encodes 476 amino acids. Gene Ontology annotation, cellular component: U5 snRNP. The transcript has a single exon. The record is from RefSeq and is a predicted model, not a curated record. Gene Ontology annotation, molecular function: protein binding. NCBI's taxonomy places the organism in Eukaryota, Fungi, Ascomycota, Sordariomycetes, Hypocreales, Hypocreaceae.